UUGUGUAUAUAGUUUUUCGAAUAUAAAGUAUAUUUUUUAAAUAUUUAUUAUAAUAUUAAAUUCAAAUGUCUGCGAAGGAGAAGACAAAUAAUGAUUGGAGCGUUGACAAAUAUCGCACCGACUACGAGAGCGAGGAGCAUUGGCAGCUGCGGAAGAAGUUCAUGAUAACCCAUAAAGACAAAUUCGAUGAGGACCGCUUGGUUUGCCUGGCGCAAGUAUUCACGAAUGUCGAAUUUAUGGGCUGCAAAUAUCCAAACGAGGUAAUGUGUUUGGUGGCUGAACUCUCGAAGGAUGUAGCCAAAGAGUUUAGAAAGCAACGCGAAACCAAAAUAAAACGAACUUUCAUAUCUGCCUCGGAUGCCGCAGAGUCGCGUGCCAAAGGAUAUAGAACAGCGCAACGACGUUCGGGUAACGAAAAGGAUGCCAACGUGCCGGGAAGCUCAGGCAGCAACACUAGAACCGCCAGAAGAAACAAGUUGACCUUUGUGGAAUCAGCACCUGAGCAACAAAAUAGGCCUGUCGAUCUAUUUGAAGGUUUGCUCUACAAUGAAUUCAUUCUACUUCUUCAGGGCGGUCGAAAUUGCUUACGUUUUUCUGCACAGCGUGCCAAUAUUCAAUAUAACGAAAAGGAGCUGGGUGUCGAAAAUGGUAACAAGGAGGCACAUAUAUAUAUUGAUGACAAAUUGGUUUCGAAGUGCACAGAUGUUGCAUUGAAAAUGGCAAAGAGAAAUGCUUUUGACGAGGCAUUGAAGAAGCUGCAAAAACAUUGUUACACCAUUCAGGCUAAUCCCGCGCGUGAUGCUAUUAAAAUCAGAAAGGAGAACAAUAAAGUGGUGUGUGAUAUUAUUAAAUCUGAGACUGCGACAUGUACAGACAUGAAAUUAGACCCAACAAACAAAGGCUAUAAAAUUAUGAAAUCAAUGGGUUGGACUGGUGGUGGUCUUGGCUUGAAAACACAAGGACGAGAAGAACCCGUCGAUUAUUUAUUUAAAAAUAAUCGCAUCGGCUUGGGAAGUAACCAUACAAAUUUAAAUCGUCAAGAUGUCACGCAAAUAUUUCAGAAUUACAUUAAUUCAGAUGAUAUACGUGAACUGCAGUUUUCAUCAGAUUUCACUAAAGAUGAGCGCGUCAUUUUGCAUGAAAUUGCUGGAAAGUUUCCUUUGAAAUCCACAAGUUAUGGCAAAGGCGAAGAUCGGCAUCUUAUCAUAAGCAAGAAGAACAUAAGCAGCAAACAGAUACUUGCAGAGAUUUUGAUAAAUUGCAAUGAUAGCUACAUCGAUCAGUAUCUAGUGCAGGUGCCAGAAUCAAAGGGUUACCUCUUUCCCUCACACACUGCCAAAUUAGUUUUGGACUCUUAAUGCACCAACAGAAAAUAAAAAUGUUUCUGUUUUUUGUGGAGGCUCAACUCUGAAAAGGAGUUCACAAGUUGUGAAGUCGCAGUAAUUCUAAAAGAAAAUGUAAAUGUUGCGCUGUUCCUUAUCAUAUUUUAACAAAUUAAUUGUUGACUUAAUUUAAAAUACAAUGUACAAAAUGAUUAUUACGAUUAAUACAUGAGAUAUAUAU
This is a messenger RNA of Teleopsis dalmanni, 1563 nucleotides long. RefSeq lists its product as uncharacterized. The transcript is spliced from 6 exons. Gene Ontology annotation, molecular function: nucleic acid binding. The record is from RefSeq and is a predicted model, not a curated record. NCBI's taxonomy places the organism in Eukaryota, Metazoa, Arthropoda, Insecta, Diptera, Diopsidae. Bases 66 to 1358 code for a protein of 430 amino acids.